AUGCCUUCUCAAAAGACCCAGCACGGCCGCUCGCUGGUCCCCGGAACAGCAACCGGCAACAUUCUCUGGACCGACACCCCAAUAAGCUUCUACGGCGGCGUCAACCCAGCAACAGGAAUAAUCAUUGACAGGCACCACCAAAUUCACGGCCAGACCGGCCGCGGCUCUUGUGCCGGAAGUGCCGGGAUAUUAGAACUACUCCAUGCCGGAUACGCACCAGCCGCACUAGUAUUUUUCCAACCAGAGCACCUCGUCACCCUUGGUGUCUGGGUCGCGCAGGAAAUAUUCGACAGAUCGAUCCCCGUACUGGUCCUGAGUGCGUCCGCGUUUCUGACACUCCAGAAAAAUGACGGCAGGCGGGCUGUCAUUACCGAGUCGAGUCUUUCAGUUGGUGUAACGACUGAGUCUCGGGACGUUGAGCGUUUGGUUUCGUCUCUACCGCAUAUUCGGGUCACGUUGUGUGAUCUUCAGAUGUGUUGGGAAAAGCUGAAUACCGGUGUAGACGACUCGGUGGCGGUUGCGUCGCUUGGAAACCCCCGUUUUGCAUAUGAGGAGUUUGAAAAACUGUCCAGAAUUUGCCGGGGCUGCAAAAGAUGUCCGCAAACGAGGAUGAUUAUUAUAACUAGCCGGGAGUUUGGCGCGGAGUUUAUCAGAGAUACAUGCUGGUGUUUGGUCGAGGAACCAGUGAUCCCGCUCCACGCAAAGAACCUGAUGAAAUAUUCCGCAAAGUAUGCCCACUAUGGGCCAGUUACAACGAAGCGGGGGAUUCACUUUGAUAGCUUGAAAGCUUAUGUGGAUACGGCUGUAGGUGGAACUAUCGAGCAGGUGAUGCCAGAAUGGCUCAUCGUGAGAUGA
Messenger RNA from Penicillium manginii, 855 nucleotides. RefSeq lists its product as uncharacterized. The transcript has 4 exons. The record is from RefSeq and is a predicted model, not a curated record. Lineage: Eukaryota; Fungi; Ascomycota; Eurotiomycetes; Eurotiales; Aspergillaceae. Bases 1 to 855 code for a protein of 284 amino acids.